Cyclopterus lumpus (lumpfish) is the source of this 1798-nucleotide messenger RNA. Its product is annotated as translocon-associated protein subunit alpha-like. Lineage: Eukaryota; Metazoa; Chordata; Actinopteri; Perciformes; Cyclopteridae. Gene Ontology annotation, cellular component: endoplasmic reticulum; endoplasmic reticulum membrane. The coding region runs from base 93 to 953 and encodes 286 amino acids. The record is from RefSeq and is a predicted model, not a curated record. The transcript is spliced from 9 exons.
UACGUCCUCUUGUCCCGCCUCCUGCUCGGCUGCUGCCCUCUCCUUUUCUGAACGCUGAUGUGUUGCUAACUUCUGCCUCUAUCUCUGACAAAAUGUUCAAUUUCGGAUCAAAAUUGCUGCUGCUGCUUCUCCUGGCCUUCCCCUGCGGAUUAAUAUCAAUCGGCCAAGUCUCUGCAGACUCAGACUCUGCUGAGGACAUUGCUGAGGACCCAGAUGCUGCAGUAGAUGAGGAGGAAGAUGAAGAAGAGGUGCUCGUUGAGCAGGAUCAGAUGCAACCCUUGGAAGGAGAAGGAGAAGACUUGGAUGAAGCUGCUGAUAAACUGAUAUCUUCUCACCCUGAUGUCGACACAACCAUCAUCUUUACGACAGGAGAAGAGUUUCCUGCCGAUGAAAUUGUGAGGUUCCUGGUGGGUUUCACCAACAAGGGAAGUCAGGAUUUCACCGUCCAGUCAUUGGAGGCCUCCUUCCGUUACCCCCAAGACUUCCAGUUCUACAUCCAGAAUUUCACAGCCUUGCCUCUGAGCACUGUGGUGCAGCCCCUGACUCAGGCCUCCUUUGAGUACUCCUUCAUCCCAGCUCAGCCCAUGGCGGGUCGCCCAUUUGGUCUCGUUAUCCUCCUCAACUAUCUUGACACUGAGGGAAACGUGUUUCAGACUGCCAUCUACAACCAGACUGUCACCAUCAUCGAGCUAGAAGAGGGAAUGGACGGAGAAACAAUGUUCUUGUACAUCUUCCUGGUUGGACUGGUGGUCCUGAUGCUCUUUGGGGUGUACCAAGUCCUGGAGACGAGGACGAAAAAGAGAAUCUCGGCAAAAAUAGAAAAGGGCACUGGUGGAAUGAACGAUGUGGACAUCAGCUGGCUUCCUCAGGAGACUCUCAAUAUCAUGAACAAGGCUUCCCCGAAAGCAUCUCCACGGAAACGGACCAAUAGGGCAGCUGGAGCAGAUCAAUAAAACUGUCCAUUUCCAUCCAUCUGUGCAUCAUGCUUUCAAAGCACAUUUCCUCGCCGUGGUAACCCGAUAUCCAUUUACAAUGGAUCAACAUUUCCAACCGAGCAGCGUGUUUCAGAUGUUUGUGUGGAUCUCGUCCUGCUGGAACAACGACCAGAGAGCAUCCUGGACUCUACUGCUCUGAUGAGAGCAAGGCCAUUUAGACACUAACAUGACUGAACUAGUCCACUUUGAAAGGGACUUUUUUUAUAUCAGUAUGUGAAAGGUGAUUAAAAAAUGAAGUCAUUCAACUUUUUGUGAACAAACAAAGCAAUUGUGGUACAAACUGCCCCAAAAAGACAGCAAAAUAAAUCAACCUGCUGGCUUUAUAAAUGCUGUCAAGUCAUAAUUUAAUUACUUUUUGUUUCGGAGAUAUGUUAACUGCAUUUAUAGGCUUUAAAUCAUUCCUUUUUCAUUUGUUGAAUGAGGUAAAUCCCCCACUUCUCAACUAUGUAAACACCAUUGUGCCUUUCUGCAGUGUCAUGCAAAGAAAAAGUAGACGCAAUUGAUUAAAUGGUUUUCCACUGAUAGCCCUCUGCUUUUAUCAUCCAGUCACAUAUAGCAUGAGGUUUCUAAAAGUAAAUAAAUGUUUUUCAGAGGAGCAAUGGCAGCUGCAAUUGCAACAUUAUUAAACAUGGUUCUCUUGAGGUUUCUGCAGGUUAGUUUACCUGUUGUAUUUCACUGUGUUGUAAUGUAACUUCUCCUUGGUUGAGCAUUCCAAACUACUAAGUGCCAUUGGUGCAAUUUCUCCCAUUUCUUUUGGGAGAAAAUUGUGUUUUCAAACACAAUAAAAGGGUGAACAAAGUAUA